Tarenaya hassleriana is the source of this 547-nucleotide messenger RNA. RefSeq lists its product as uncharacterized. The coding region runs from base 95 to 403 and encodes 102 amino acids. The record is from RefSeq and is a predicted model, not a curated record. NCBI's taxonomy places the organism in Eukaryota, Viridiplantae, Streptophyta, Magnoliopsida, Brassicales, Cleomaceae. The transcript has a single exon.
AAUCCUUACAUCAAAAAAUAAAAAACCUCGCUCUUCAUUCUUCUUGUUCGACCCGUCCGUACAUUUAGCCCGUAUAGGAUCUGACCCGGUUCUCAUGGGUCCGGUGGUGCUGACUCAGCUGGCGACGGGUCUUAGCGUGUUGGCCGGUGUGGCGUUGGUUAAGUCGGUUAUGGACCAGAAACCGAUGACCGGUCCCGAUUUAGGCGGUCCGUCGCCGCGUUGCCCGACCUGCAACGGCACGGGCAGUGUCACGUGUCUUUGCUCACGGUGGUCCGAUGGAGACGUUGGAUGCCGGACCUGUGCCGGGUCGGGUCGGAUGGGUUGCAGCAGCUGUGGAGGAUCCGGUACGGGUCGGGCCAUCCGAGUCCGGUUAUCGGUACAACGGUCAAACCGGGUUUCGUGAACGGGUCCGUUGAUGGUUGGUGUAGAGGCAGAUUAUGAAACUAGUAAAACUGUAAUUAUGAGAUAUAGCAUGCAAUUAAUUAUCUGCUUGUUAUAAGAAUUCAUGUAUAAAUUGCAUGUGAUUCGAAAUAUUUAAUUUUCUGCU